Maniola jurtina (meadow brown) is the source of this 2129-nucleotide messenger RNA. Its product is annotated as protein takeout. The transcript has 6 exons. Bases 461 to 1201 code for a protein of 246 amino acids. The record is from RefSeq and is a predicted model, not a curated record. Lineage: Eukaryota; Metazoa; Arthropoda; Insecta; Lepidoptera; Nymphalidae.
UAUAUAAAAAUAUCGAAAUAUAGAUACCGAUAGUCUGAAAACUUCGUUCUUCAGUGCAAAAAUAAUACUUAAGAAUAUACCGAACUUUGCUUGCAACUGUUAUUGACAUUAUUCUACUAUUGCAAACUAAAAUUCUUAACUACUUACUUAUUAUUCUAUAAACAAUUAGUCUGCAAAAACAAGCUCACCAAGUUUUCACUGAAUACAAACUAAGCUUAGCGUACCUGAUUAUAAAGUUCAUCAAAAUAAAAACAAUCAAACAAGCCUUAGCAGCAAGCCUAUAAUGGAAAGUGUAGGACUCAUCUCGAUGCGCCUGCAAACCUGUGAACACAUAGCUUCCACGGGCUGUACGCAGUGCACGCCUGCGCCGGUCUUUUUUUUUUUUAAUUUUAUUUCUUAUCCGUGGUAUUUCAUUCGAAAUUUAAAUAUAAUCAAUAGUUUAUUGUAAAAAAAAGUUAAAAUGGAGUUUCGAGUUAUAUUUCUAGUUUUUGUCGUCGUGGUGGCACCGACUUCCUCAAAUACAAAUAUAUUCGGAGGUCGCUGUUCGAAGCAAGAUCCCAACGUUGACACGUGCUUAAUGAAGAGCUUCAAUCACCUCAUCGAUCAUCUGAAGGAGGGAGACCCUGAAUUGGGCAUUGAACAGACAGAUUCUAUCCUGAUCGACGAGCUAUCGAUCGCGCUGGGCGGCGGCCCUGACGGUUACAAGGCCACAUUCAAAGACAUCAACGCGAGUGGCGUGGAUGAAGUCACCAUCACCAACGUCAGAUCCGACCUGGACACGUACCAGUUCCAAGUGACGCUGUUCAUCCCUCACAUCAGUGCGACAGCGCGCUACCGCUCUUCUGGUAUUCUUCUAUUGGUACGCGCUUCCGGUGGAGGCGACUACUGGGGUGAAUAUGAACACGUGAAGGCGAAGGUGUACUUCCGCGGCGAGCCGUACGAGCGCGACGGCCAGACGUUCCUGCAGCUCAAGCAGAUCAAGCUGGACUUCUCCGUCAGGGACAUCAAGAUGGGCGUCGAGAACCUGGAACACAGCAACUCAGUGCUACAAGCUGCAUUGAACCUGUUCAUCAACACAAACGCGCAAGAACUCCUGAAGGAGAUGAAGCCCCAGCUCAAGAGAGACCUCGCAGCCAAGAUGUCCAGAUUCCUCGAGCGAAUCCUCAACAAGGUCCCCUACGACGACUGGAUUGUGGACUAAAACAUACAUUCGAUAAAUACAAAUUUAAAUGUAGAUAGUAUUAUUAUUUUAUGCUGAUUCGGUGGUAGAUAGGUGUAGAAAUCUGAAAUCAUUUUCCACAGGAAAUAAUAUUAUGAAAAGAAUGGCACAACCAUAUUAUAAAGACCGGCGUCUCGCACUAUCGCGUGGUUUUCUUUCAUAUUUUUAUUAGAUACAAACAAAUCAUUCGCACCUCCACGCGUACAGUGGCCGAAAAGUGCGCAGUAUGUACCUAAUUGAUUUUUAGGUCUCUUUGGUGGACCGAAGGGGUGCGAGAAGAUUUCUACCGCGCGGAAGCACGUAAUUGGUUGGUCAGUUGGUCAGCCCAACUUUACUCCUAUACGCCGCUUUUUGGUCAAGUUCUUUGUCAUUCACUAUACGUGUUUACCUUUUUUAACCGACUUCCAAAAAAGGAGGAGAUUCUCAAAUCGUCGGAAUCUUUUAAGCUAUUCAUAUAGUUGCCUAUGCGCAGUGUAUUUUUCAGAUUUUACAUGUCAAUUUGGUGUUAAGGUUUUAUGUACAACUGAAUAUGCACUAAUUACUGAUAUUAAUUAAAUUGUAGAUAGGCAGGUAUACCUAGACGUACAAUGCAAUGUUUUAUUCGUAAAUCGACACAAUUAUUACCCACUAAGGCAUAUUUUCUGUUCAUUUUGUGUUAAAAAAUAUAUUUUAAUGGGAUCAGAUUAAAUAAUAAUUCAGAUUAAAUAAUACAUCUAAAAUAUGUCUCAUUUUUACGAAUGCAUAUAAAAUAAAAAUUAACAUAAAAUUUAAUUUAUUUAUUUAAGACUAGUUUUGUAAGAUUUAAAAUUUACAAAUCUUCGUCCACUACUAUUUUUAAACUGAUAAGAUAUCCUACCUAAGGUGCAGUGAUUUAGAAAUAAGUGUAAGAAAAUAAAGAGUUCUUAAAAUU